This is a messenger RNA of Eleginops maclovinus (Patagonian blennie), 6248 nucleotides long. It is a transcript of the gene adcyap1r1b, whose product is annotated as adenylate cyclase activating polypeptide 1b (pituitary) receptor type I. The transcript has 14 exons. Gene Ontology annotation, cellular component: plasma membrane. The coding region runs from base 340 to 1914 and encodes 524 amino acids. Gene Ontology annotation, biological process: cell surface receptor signaling pathway; adenylate cyclase-modulating G protein-coupled receptor signaling pathway. The record is from RefSeq and is a predicted model, not a curated record. Gene Ontology annotation, molecular function: G protein-coupled peptide receptor activity; vasoactive intestinal polypeptide receptor activity; peptide hormone binding. NCBI's taxonomy places the organism in Eukaryota, Metazoa, Chordata, Actinopteri, Perciformes, Eleginopidae.
CAGCCAUCCGCAGGGCAGAACAAUUCUUCGAAUAACAGUGAUCAUUAAACCCUGACAGCACACCGGGAGGAAAUCUCAAUGAAUUUCCCCAUUCCCUGCAAAAAGAAACUCGUCACAUUUGGUGGAACUCCGAAACAUUUUGUCCAAUCUGCCUUUCGGGUGGAAGUUGACUAGCCACCGGGGACUCUUCCUUUCGCAGACCCGCGAGGACCCAUUUGUCCCCUGCGGAGUGCGCAGCCUCUCCUCAGCCUCGAGGGUCCACGGAGCGGGAGUUGCAUUUAGGAGAAUAUCGAUGCAAUGAUCCCAAGGUGAGCUGACGUCCUGUGGUUUCAGAGCUCGAUGUUGAGAGGAAAACUCCUCACUGAGAAACACAAAAUGUCUGCUUCUAACAUCAGCCCGCUUAUCCUCGCCCUCCUCCUCCUCCUCCUACUCUCGGAUUACAGCCAACAGGUCCCCUCAAACUGUGUGAUCAAGAUGGAGCAGGAUAAAUGCUUUGACCUGAUGGCCUCGGAUGAUCCUGGGAAUGACCCAGACUACGGCUGUCCGUGGAUGUGGGACAACUUGACGUGUUGGCACCCUGCAAAGUUUGGGGAGGUGGUUGAAGUCCAAUGUCCUGAACUAUUCCAUCAGUUCAUCAGUGAAGAAGACUAUGAGCCAGGGAUGGUGAGUCGGAACUGCACUGAGUUUGGAUGGGCAGAGACCUUCCCUCAUUACGUCGAUGCCUGCAUGUCUGAUGAAGGGAACAGUACUGAUCCAACAUUGUACUAUGUGUCAGUGAAGGCUCUGUACACUGUGGGCUACAGCACCUCUUUAGUGUCCCUCACCACAGCCAUGGUCAUCUUGUGCAGGUUCAGGAAGCUGCACUGUACCAGGAACUUCAUCCACAUGAACCUAUUUGUGUCGUUCAUCUUGAGAGCUAUUUCAGUCUUCAUCAAAGACAGCGUGCUGUAUGCCAAAGACGACAGCGAGCACUGCUUCUUACACACUCUUGAGUGUCGAGCAGUGAUGAUAUUCUUCCAUUACUGCGUCCUCUCUAACUACUUUUGGCUCUUCAUCGAGGGUCUGUACCUCUUCACUUUACUGGUGGAGACCUUCUUCCCUGAGAAGAGAUACUUCUACUGGUACAUCAUCAUCGGUUGGGGAACCCCUACAGUGUGUGUGACCAUCUGGGCAGUGCUAAAGUUUCACUUUGACGACAUCGGAUGUUGGGACACAAAUAACAACGCUGCCAUCUGGUGGGUGAUCAAGGGACCUGUACUGGCAUCAAUUAUGGUCAACUUUGUGCUCUUCAUCGGUAUCAUCGUCAUCCUCGUCCAGAAGUUACAGUCCCCAGAUAUUGGUGGAAAUGAAUCCAGCAUUUACCUGAGGUUGGCCCGCUCCACUCUGCUACUGAUUCCUCUGUUUGGGAUCCACUACACUGUGUUUGCCUUUUCCCCCGAGAACGUGAGCAAGAGGGAGCGUCUGGUGUUUGAGCUGGGACUCGGAUCCUUCCAGGGCUUUGUCGUGGCCGUCCUCUACUGCUUCCUGAACGGAGAGUAUAUCCCUCAAGGUGCAAUCGGAGAUCAAGAGGAAAUGGCGCAGCUGGACGGUGAACAGGUACUUUGCUGUGGACCUGAAGCACCGGCAUCCUUCACUGGCGAGCAGUGGGGUGAACGGGGGCACGCAGCUGUCCAUCCUCAGCAAGAGCAGCUCGCAGAUCCGCAUGUCCAGCCUGCAGGCCGAGACCCCAGCGACCUGAGUGCCACUGGCGGGGACGCAGUGCCCUGCAACGUCGCCAAACGCGAUGCACCAAUCCUCCUACCGAUGACCAGCCUAACCAACCCGUUCCUUAACCCGUAUCCCAACCCGUACCCGGACGACACCAUGAUAGAAACCCAACUCAACUCCAGCGACCCAGAACAGCCACUUGUCUGACCUGCUUUGACCCGAAUUAUGACCCAACCUGAAGAACCUGACCUGUCAGGUGCCAAAUAAUCUCUUUAAGUCCUGAACUCCGGGUUCAUGAGUGAAAAACUUGGUCCACUUCAAAGGGCAUGAUUACGAAGUCUAGUAAAUAUCUAAUGUCCUGUUGGGGCUGUGGAUCUCUCUGUAUAUAUUGUAUUAGUGUUGUCCGGUGCUACAGUAUUUGCUGCUGUAUCGCACAGGUGGGGGGGGCGGUUUAUUUCUGCAGCCCCCUCACACUGAUCAUUCCAGUCAGUCCAGAGAACGUUUUAAAAUAUUUUGUUAAAAUGUGUUUUUAGACUGUAUCUAUACACUGUAUUCCUCUUUAGAUGCAGACUUCACAGCUGCCAUGCCAUUUGAAAUGGUUCCGUUAUUCACGUAAACACCGUAAAGGGCAACUCACGUUGAGUACUGAAAAGGAUAACCCAAGGGAUGUCAGUGUGAUGUCAUAAGGGUCAUUUUAGCUAAAGCUUGGCAUUUCACCUUUUUAUGUGAGAACCUGACACAGGAUUUUUGGGAGUAAAGUUCUAGAUAUCUUGGCCUCUGCCGCUUAUAUUCUGAACCGCCCUGAUGUACAGUACAUACCUUAACUGGGAAGUUUUUUUUAAAAUAUGUUAAGGGGAAAUGUAAGAAUGAAGAUUCAAGCUUAAGUCAGUGUUAUAUAUUUGAACUUCUCACCAUCAAAUCAAUGUUAUUUAUUGAGCUCAAAAAUUACAGACCCAAUACCCACACUUAUUGAACACAUUCAGAAAGGACUAUUUUCCCACUACUGUAACAAGCCUUUGUUUCCUGUGUAAACUGUGACUGAUGUUACACAAAGAGACGAAGACAACCAGGCUGAGGAAUGUCAAAGGUGAAAUUUCACCAGGAUCUAACAAGGUGGAGAAAGCAGUAUUUAUGAGAAGGACAUAUUUUUUCCAUUCAUGUGAAUUGCCAAAAAGGGAAAAAAAAUAUACCAGGGUUAUAUGAUGAUAACUAUGCUUCAGAUGUCUUGGCAGUGCUGAGGUUUGCCGAUGACUACCACAAGCCUCUCUUUUAAAUUUCAGCACUGGUAACUUGACCUCUGAGAGGAAGACUUUUGGAGUGCAUCUGCCGUUAGUACAGAAAAUGUCAAUGAUACUCAUGGACAAAGCGUCAUGAGUUCAACUGCUUGCAUGAACCUGCAUUUAUUGUCCAUGUGGUUUAGUGUGAAUAUUUUGGUAAUAAUUCAGUGCUGUUUAAGUUUUUUUUCUUCAUGAAAUCUCUUGCGGGCUGUUGUUGAGGCUAUGCGCUGUAAUACCGAUUUGCUUGUCACUUUGUAAAGCCAAGCCUCUUCAACAGGACUCCUACAGGACAUUUCAAUGUUGUACUUAACCAUCAGAAAGCAAUUCACUGCUUUUUGGAGAAGAUUUCCUGAUUUGUUUCUGAAAAACACGACCAUAUAAAUAAUCAGUUUUCAUUCUGAUUAAUGAGGGCUUUUUCAGACAAAUCCCUCGUACCAGUAUCUCUAGGUCUUUCAGCAUUUUGAAACUCUGGUGACAUUUGCUCUCUUUAUGCUUGAGAACAAGCACAUGGUCAUUACUCUUUGUGAGGGACUUUUAAAUCGAGGGCAAUUCUGUUACUCCAAAGACCAAUUACUUGACUUUUCGCACGGCCGUAUCUGUUUGCGAAAGCUGUGUUAGCUUUGCAGCCGAUGUCACUGCUGAUGUUUCUUUUGAUCUGACUCAACUAUCCUCCAAACCCCUACGUUCAACUCUACUUUUUGUCUCCAAAAGUGCCUUUAAGCACAAAACAAGUAUUUUGAUUUGUCCUUUUUGAUUUGAAAAACGAAUCUGCAAAGAAAAGAAUGUGGUUGAACAAAGUGCUUUUAUGAUGCUUAAGACUAAAUCAGUAUUUUAAACCUGGAGGCCUUCAAAGUACUUUAAGUUGUCUUUGCUAAAGAUGAGCAAACUAUAUGACCGAUUGGUGUUUUAAAUAAAGCAAUGCUACGUACUAAUAACUAAGUCAGUCACUGUACAGUAUAUUACAUGAAAACUUUAGGAAGUAUGUUUUAGUUUUCCUACACAUCGUUAAUUGUUUCGCCUUAGCAGAAAAAAAGGGAGAGUUACACUUUCCCACACCUGAACCUCUUUUCUUAUUUUUACUAAAUCCUUAAAAAUUUAAGAAAAUAUAAUCCUAGUAUUGUUUAAGGGAUCUUUCUUCAAAAUGUUCUCUAAAUACAACUAUUACAUAUCAGAAAAUACAGAAAUAAUUUAGUCUAGCUGCAAUUGUAAUUUAAAAGACAAAACGGAACUGAAAUCUUUGAUUUACGUGUAUUUACUGUUUCAUUUUUAAAGCCAUUAUUUAUGACUGAUAAUAAUUGUAACGUACAUCUGCUCAGCCAAAUAUUAGUCAAAUAUGGAGUUAAGUCACAGGGUGGCUGGCAUCUCCCUUGGUCACUUGCAGAUUAGGAGAUGUCAAGAGCGGAUUCCAAAAGGUAACAAAAUGUUGCUAAAUAAUAAUACCUAAUAAUUUUAUAGAUAGAAAAAAAGAACAAAAUGAUUCAAAGCAUUUUUUUUUCCAAUCAAGUAGUUAGUAGUAAGAAAAGAAUGACAGUUCUUGAUUUACAUUUUUUAAAAAUGUAUUAAAUUCUAGUUUCUCAGUUUUGGGCGGAUUAUAGUCUCAGCCUGUUUUUUUGUUUUUUUGAAGAUAUUUUUUGGGGGCUUUUUGCCUUUAAUCGGAUAGGACAGUGGAGAGUGACAGGAAGGUGGGAGAGAGAGUCAGGGUGGGAUCCGGAAAAGACCACGGGUCGGGAAUCGAACCUGGGUCGCCGGCGUACGGUGCAGGUGCCCCAGCCAGUUGCGCCACGGCCGGGGCCUCAGCCUGGUUUUAAGGUUAUAAAUCUAACUAACCCAAAUUUACAUUUUGACAUUUUACAGUUAUAUUAAAUAUUAGAUAGCAAAGCGUGUCUAAAACCAUAUCUGUGAAAAAAGGCGCUGUAUUAUUUACUAAAUAUUAUCCUAUGUUAUUGAUAUUUUUUCUUUUUAAUAAACAUCUGAAUUAUCGUAGCAGUACAUUGUAACAUUUGACCUUUCCCCUUUUCAUUUACAUUUUUGUUCAGUUUGGCUCUAAUUGUCAACACAUUUCUUGACCUGCAAACAGCCAGAAUUCAUUCCCACAUGGAGUCCAGACAACGAAAGAAGGGCUGACCUGAAACUGUAUUGGUUUGCUGUGUGUAUUCAGAGUGACAAGCUAUAAUAAGUGAAGGGCUGGACCAUCACAACUCACUAUACUUCGGUCAAAUAUUCAGUUAAAUUCAUCACAGACAUUUUGACAAUCUCACUGGCACAUGCGGCCACUUUUUUUGAUGUAUUUCUAAAUGAUUUCCUUUAGUGUUAAUAAGUUAGUAGGAGCCUUAUAUUGCCAGUACUAUGUUGAUGUCAGACAAAGAUGUUGCUAUUAUUAUAGAGUAAAUAUUAAUUUGAACCUGUUGUUUUUGAACUAUGAAGUAGUUAGUUGAAGUGUUUGAAAAAAGGUCUGUAGCCAACCUUUGUGACUAAAUAAACUGCAGUUCAUAUGUGCGAGACAGAAACAAGCUGCUGACGUUGUUCCUUGUAAAUGCCGUUUUCUGUGGUUCAAAGUGAAUAACUGUCAUUUAAAAACGCUGUGAUCGUUUUCCCAUAUUCCAUUGUUUUUUGGUAGUGGUGAUCGUGUUUGCUAAAACUAUAAAGCCUCCUGUAAUGCCUCUGUACUCGCUAAUAGGCUGAUGCAUGCGCGUAACAUUGUUUUGAUCUAAUUUUGACCAACAGAUAACAAAGGGAGGAACAAGCUUUCAGGCCGUUUAGGGAAUCUGAGCUGCUUGGUUGUUUAUAAAAUGGAUGAGGCAGUUAAUGAGCUUGAACAUGCAUAUUGUGUUUCAACUGUGAACAAUUAUCAAAUUUGGCCCAUGGAAUACUUUUCCUUUGAAUGUAAUCUUUGCAGACAUGAGGAAAAGUGAAGUGCCAUAAGAACCGUCUGUUCUCGAUUUUUAUUUUAUAGCAUGUUUUCAAAUGUUUUUCCUUUUCAGCUUUUUAAAAGUGGUAAUCUUUAUUGAAUUGCUUAUUUGUGACAGUAGCCUGUUAGAAUCAGUUAAAAUAAAAAUAAAAAUUGGGCUCAGCACUUUGCGUACUAAUGGCUGAAUGUAAAAGUAACAUAAAGCACUCUGCUGCGAGCUUGCUACCGUUUGCUCAUGAGCUCUUUUUUCAUUUGAUAUAUUUCACUGCACAGUGCACCAUUUAAUGUUGUUUUGGUGUGCAUAUGAGAAGGGUUUUUUUGUACAUUAUGGAAGUAUCGACAAUAAAUGUUUUUAA